Molecule: messenger RNA, 354 nt
Organism: Meloidogyne enterolobii
Lineage: Eukaryota; Metazoa; Nematoda; Chromadorea; Rhabditida; Meloidogynidae
Source: the annotation of a GenBank genome assembly
UUUGUCAUAGAAAUCAUGACUGCAAGUGAACUUAAAAAAACAUCUCCAUCAGCUUAUUGUGACUGCUGGGAAAAAUGUGAAUGUAAAGCUUUGGUCACUGGAAAUAUUGCAAAAAGGGAACAAUUGCUUUCUGGGAUGUUACAAUGCCCUGCAUUGAUUGAUGGCCUUAAUUCUAAAGGAGAACACAUUUUGCUUUUCUUGGCUCGCACUGUUGGUCGACAGUUGAUAGAACAAGAGGGCUAUACGAAGCGUAGUAAGCGCCCUGGGCCUACUACCACAACUACAGCAUAUGGUGUUCCUAUCCCCGAACAUGAUCUUGAACCACCAAAAUUUGCAAGAAAAGGUUUUUUUUAA